AUGGCCAUGGCCGACGCCUUCUCCAUGAAAGAGGAGGCCCCAAACCAGCUGCAAGUCUGGCGGCCGAUUGACCCCGGGGCGAGCGGAACCCCCAGCUCCAGUGUCUACAGCAUGGCCAACGUGGCCUACGCCGAUGGGGCCCUGGUCGGGGGCGGACAUAUGGACGACGAAAUGGCCGGCCUGGGCGUGGCCGCCGGCGGCGGCCAGCUGGCCGGUAAUCCCGACGACGGGGACCCCGGGCCCGGCGGCUUGGCGGCCACCGGUCCGGCGCACGGCGGCUCCAUGCGCGACACGCCGAAGGCCGAGCGCAGCUGCCACAACUGCAACACCUCGGUGACCUCCCUCUGGCGGCGCGAUGGCCAAGGGAGGUACAUUUGCAAUGCGUGCGGCUUGUACCGGCGGCUGAAGGGCUGCGACCGGCCGGUCACCAUGCGGCAGAACACCAUCAAGAAGCGCCGGCGGGCCUCCUCCGCCCAAAUUAUUUCCAACAAUGCCAUCCUGUCGUGUGCACGCGGGGCCGGCGGCGUGCCGCAUGUCGGGGCCGGGUUCCUGUCCACCAACUCCGGCCUGGCGGCCCUGGCCGACAUGUACAGCAGCCACACCCUGGGCAAGCUGGCCGAGGUGGGGGCCGGGCCCGGGGCCGGGGGCGGCCCGGCCGGCUCGGUGGGCCCCGGCGGCCCGGCCGGCGGCCCGGCCGGCAGCUACCUCAACCACUUGUCCUCCUCGUACCUGGGGUCCUUGAACAAGUACAUUGGCUCGCUGCCGGGGAUCGGCAUGGCUGCGGCGGCGGCGGCCGCGGCCGCGGCGGCCGCCGCGUCCUCCACAUCCACGGUGGCCGCGUCCAUGGCCGCCGGCUCCGGCAGCGCGUCCUUGGGCUUCCCGCAGCAGCCGCAGCAGCCGCAGCCGCAGCCGCAGCCGCAGCCGCAGCCGCAGCAGCUUCUCCCCUCACACCCGGGCCACUCUUACGCCGGGGCCUUCGCCAACGGCCCGGGGCCCGGGUUGUCCAACGGCGGUCAUGCUGCUGCUCGGUCCCAGCAGCCGCAGCAGCGAGAGCACCACCAUCACCACCACCAUCACCACCAGCAGCCGCCGCCGCCGCCGCCGCCGCAGCAGCAGCAGCAGCAGCACCAGCAACAACAGCAGUCGCAGCAGCAGUCGCAGCAGGGACAGCCUGUGCACCACCCGGGGCUUCAGUACUCGGGCCACCUGCAUGCCGGUGAGGAGGCCGUCUCCUUCGGAGAUACCGGCUUCUUGUCUGGCGGCCCGGCGGAUGUCUUGACCACGGCCGAGGCAGACGCCCCGCCACAACGCAUGUACCACAUCCGCGCGCCGGAGCACCAGCACCUCCAGGCCCAGCAGCAGCAGCAGCAGCAGCAGCAGCAGCAGCAGCAGCAGCACCAGCUGCAGCCGCAUCAGGGCUAUGCUGCCGACGCCGGGGACUUCGGCGGUCACCCGGGCCUCAGCGCCUCGGCCGUUCAACAGCACCACCAGCCGCAGGCCAGCGGCAGUUCCUACGACCCGGCGGCCGACCACCAAGCCGGCCCCGGGGACUUCUUCUACCUGGAUGCCCCGGCGGCCGGCGGGCCGGCCGGGCUCGGGGACCGGGCCAACGCCGACACGGCCGUCUGGCACCCGGCCGAGGAGUAUGCAGCUCGACAUGGGGGUGGGCUUGUGCCCGGGCACCUGGCCCUGCCGCUGGCCGGUGGCCUUCUCUCGACCAGCGCCUCGUCCGACCGGCUGAGCCCUCUGACCCCGGGCGCCGGGCCCGGGCCCGGCCCCGGGGACCUCUUCAGCUUCCCGACGCCGACGGCCACGCCGCAUGUCGGGGGCGAGGGCGAGCUGGAGCAGCAGUCACUGCACCUGGCCGGCCUGGGGGCCGGGCUGCCGCAUCAUCAUCAUGGGCACAUCCACCCGAGCCAUGCGCAUGGACAUGGCCAGGGGCACGCGCACGCGCACGCGCACGCGCAACACCCCGCUGCCCAGGCCCAUGGCCAGCACUACCUCCAGCACCAGCACCACCUCCCGGGCCCGGGGCCGAUGCUUCACCCGGCGGCGGCGGCGGCGGCGGCGGCGGGGCACCACCCGCCGCACGGCCAUGUGCUCCUGACCGCGCAGGGGCUGGGGCCGGGCGGCCACCUGGCGGCCGGCAUGCCGGCCGUCGGGCACCUCCAGCAGCCGCUGGCCCACCGGGCCAGACCUCCACCGAGGCCGGAGAUCCCGUCCGCAGCCACCGGGGCCCGGGCCAAGCAGCAGCACCAGCAGCAGCAGCCAUGGAAGGACUUGCCGCCGCUCGUCGGGGGUGCGGCCAUCGGUCGCGAGCAAUUCAGCAGCGCCCUGGAGCUGGUGACCCCCUCGCCGAAUGAGGAGCACUCGCCGGUGUCGGCCGGCGAUCAGGGGGGCGGGUCGCUGCAUACGCCGCCCUUCCUGCCGCACCUGCUGGUGUCGGUGCCGGGUGCUGCCGGCAGCUCGGCCGGGCAGGGGGUCCUCCUUCAGCCGGUGGCCGUCGGCGCCGGCGCCACCGGGCCCGGGCACGACCAUCCGGCCGAGCUGGCCGGCUGCCCGACGCACAUCCUCUCGCCCCAGAGCGACAGCACCAUCAUCCAAGCGGCCGGGGGCGCCGUCGGCCCGGGAGGCACCAUCCUCCCGGUCGGCCCGGGCGAGGAGGAAAUCAGCACCACCAUCCUGCGGGUGUCGGCCCCCCUGCGGCCGAGCACCGCCGGCGGCCAUGCCGCGCACUUUGCCCUGACCCCCGUCAGUGCCGGGCCCGGGCCGACAGUGAUGGCCAAGGGCCCGGGCUCGGCGGCGGCGGCGGCGGCGGCGGCGGCGGCGGCGGCUCCCGGCGACCUGCCGCCCCCGAUGCAAGCCGCCCAGCAGCAGCAACAGCAGCAGCAGCAGCAGCAGCAGCAGGCCCAGCCGCCGGCCUCCUCCGACAUCGGCGACGACACCCCCCCGCUGGAGGGCAUGGCCACUGUGGGGCCCGGCUGUGCGAGCGAUGUGCCAUCCAGCUGCCCGACCGGCCGGCUGGAGUGCGCCGACGCCGUUGGCACGGGGGCAGGCGGCUUCGUCAGCACCGGGGCCCCGGGUGCCGACGCCGGCCGGCCCCCGGCGCCGGGGCUGGCCCUCGCCCUCGACGGGCUGGCGGGGGACUUCCACCAUCGUGGCCAUGCCGGCCUGUCGGCCACCUUGGUCGGGCCGGAGUCGGCCGUGUGGGGAGAAGGCCCCGGCGACCAUGGGGGAUCCCUGGGACACGGUGUGGCGGGGGGCGCGCCGCAUGUCGGCGGCCGGCCGGCCGGCAUGCCGCCGCCGCCGCCGGGCCACCCCCACACCGCCGGCAUGAUGGCCCACCACUCGGCCAGCAACGCCGCGACCCCGGUCGAGGAGCACCCCCCCCGGUGCCAGAUGCUCGGGUCGGUGGCCGGCAACGGGGGGGGCCCCGGCGGCAGCCCCCUCGGCGAGGAGCACCUGUCCGGUGGGCUGGCCGGGCCGGACGACCGGAGCUGGAUGGCCGGCGACGCCUUCUUCUUCAUGGGCGGCGGCGCCGGGCCCGAUGACGAGGGGGGCUGCCUGCCGAGUGCGGGCGACCCGGCGGCCACCGCGUCCUCGUCUCCGCCGAUCACCCCUUCGGCCUCCGCCUCCGGCGGCGCCUCCGCCUCCUCGGCCACCACCAGUGCUGCUGCCCCGGCAUCUGGCCACGACACCGCGUCGGCCAAUGACCAUGUCCCCGGGGGCCUGGAGCGCUGCCUGCCCUCGAGCGCGGCCGGCCGGCCGGCCGCACACUACGCCUUCGUCCUUGAUGCUGGCUCGGCCGCGGCCGAUGCCGAUCCCGGGACCUACCUGCCGUCGUUUGUCGGCGGGCCGGGGCCCGGCAUGGCCGGCGCCACGGACCCCGGCCUAGGCCUGGCCAAUGGCGCCGGGUCCCUGCUGCUGGGCGGGCACUCGCACUCCCGCCUCCUGCACCCGCCGCACCGCCCGUCACACCACUCGCCCGGCUAUGGGGCCGACACGCCAGCCGGCGGAGGGGACUUCCACACGGCGCCCAGUGCUUCGCACCGUGCCGGGACCCCGCCUACCGGGGCGCACGCCGCCUCGCCGCAUGGCCCCGACGCCCUUCAGCUGCGCCCCGGCUCGGGAGGGGCAAGUGCCCACCUUGGCACGGGCGCCGACGCCGGUGAUGCCACCACCGAAGAGUGCGCCCCUCAGCCAGCUCAGCAGCGCAUGCAGCAGCAGCAGCAGCCCCGGCAACUUCGGCACCCGCCGGCGCACGUGGCCCAGCAGCCGGCCGCCGAUGGCCGCCACCUUGCCCGGGCCCCACCCUGUGCCUAUUCCCACCAGGCGGCAGAUGCCCCCCUGCGCCAGCACCCCCACCCCCACCAGCAACAGGGAGUGGCCGUUCACCGGACCGGAGGCUGCCCGAUGGAUGCCGGGCCGGCAGCCAAGAGCUCCGGCGCCCUUGAGGGCCUCACGCCGGUGCCCCGGCAGCCCGGCACCCCCGGCGGAGGUGUGGCCGCCGUGGCGGACUUCCUCGGUGGCGGGGGUCUUCUUGACGCCGGCGUCAGCCGGGCCCCCGGCGCCGAUGAUGACGGGGCUCACGACCCGGCCUUCCAUCACUACCUCUUCGGCCUCGAGGGCGGGGGGGGACACCCGGUGGAGGGGCAUUUCCCUGCGCGCAAGCGCACCAUUCCCCAGUCCUAUCAUCAAGAGCUCCAUGGUCACGUCCAUUAG
Messenger RNA from Fonticula alba, 4722 nucleotides. RefSeq lists its product as hypothetical. The transcript has 4 exons. Gene Ontology annotation, molecular function: zinc ion binding; RNA polymerase II cis-regulatory region sequence-specific DNA binding; DNA-binding transcription factor activity, RNA polymerase II-specific. The coding region runs from base 1 to 4722 and encodes 1573 amino acids. Gene Ontology annotation, biological process: negative regulation of transcription by RNA polymerase II; positive regulation of transcription by RNA polymerase II. The record is from RefSeq and is a predicted model, not a curated record. NCBI's taxonomy places the organism in Eukaryota, Rotosphaerida, Fonticulaceae.